AUGCCAUUAAUUAUCACAAUUCACAACUGUAUAGGCCUCCUAUCGGUGGUAAUACCUCCCGAUAUAGCAGACAGCGAGGGUUCAGAAGCCAGUGCUGUUGAGGGAGGAUCAGUGGAACUAAAGUGUCAAGCUAAUGGUGUACCUGAACCUUCUACAGCGUGGAAGCGAGAGGGCGGACGAAAUAUCAUCUUCCGAGAUGAAAAUGGGAAUGAAGAGAAAGUGGUGGAAAGUUACGUGGGUCCAAGCCUGUUACUGAAGGGGCUAAGACGAGCUGACAUGGGCACUUAUUGGUGUAUAGCGUCGAAUGGGGUGCCGCCCAGGAAAAGCAGGAAAUAUGAGGUCAUUGUACUUUUUCCGCCGCUGGUUCGACCUGCAACUGUGGUCGUGUGGCGAAUGGUGGACAUGCAAGUAACAUUACAAUGCUACGUCGAGGCAUCGCCUAAAUCCCUGGCAACAUGGCAACGUGGGAAAUCACAUACAGGUGCGAAGCUACUGAACAGCUCGAAAUAUAUCAUAUCUGAAGACAAUAAAUAUAACAAUCAGAAUAAGUUCGCAGUUCGGAUGAACUUGACAAUAAAUCGCUUGAAAAGGAACGAUUUUGGUGACUACACUUGCUCCGCUGUGAAUGCUUAUGGAAGAGCUAAUGCUACGAUCACCUUGAAAGAAACGCCACAGAAAACCACGACAACUACGACGACGACUACAACAACUACAACAACACAGCGACCAACAACAACAAUACGAACAACGACCCGCCCGCCGAAACGACACCUCAAAAAACAACAAAAUCAAAACGCGUUGGAUAUGGAAAAUAAUCACGUAGGCGUAAACGCACUAAACUUUUACAACAUAAACAUGUACGGAACACCGAACAGUAGCCAAUCUCAUCAUAAUGAAUACAGCCAAAGAGUUGAACGACAAAAAGUUCGACCGUCAGGCCCACCAAGGCAUUACGUAGUGUAUAACAAUGGUAUACGUCUUGUAUACAAAUAUAUAUUUAUAUUCGUCAAUUUAUUAUUGAUUGUAUAA
Pieris macdunnoughi is the source of this 1029-nucleotide messenger RNA. NCBI's taxonomy places the organism in Eukaryota, Metazoa, Arthropoda, Insecta, Lepidoptera, Pieridae. The record is from the annotation of a GenBank genome assembly.